AAUUUAUCGAAAUGUUGAGCGUGAUAUUGAGAAGAAGUGCAGCAAGAAGCAUAGCAACUAGAGGUGGUCAUGGAUGGGAUAGACCUGAUGUGCCUUUGACAAUAGGAUAUCAACAUAAACGAAGAGUAUGCAACUAUUGAAUUAUUUCAUAGAUGGAUGUAUUUGAUACAAAUUUAUGGUUUUAUUGUGGUGUGAUGCCAGAAUACUUUAUUAAUUAAAGUAAUUAAUUAAUGUGAUCUGUAGAUGAGGGCUAUUUGAAUUCAGCUCAGAAUGCCAUUAAAUUUUUGAUACUUGAUUCGAAAUAUCUAAUUGCAGCUUUUGCAGCAGCUAUUUUCACAUAUGAAGUAUUCUAUGAAGCCAGAUUCUGGAACAUCCAACCAGAUUAUUUAAAAAACCCAAUUGUAAGCUAUUCAAGAAAGGUCCAACAAGAGAGACCAUUCAUGGUUAAGCAUUUCCUAGAUUUGAGUAAGGACUAUAUGUCUAUAUGAAUAGGCAUUACAGGUGACUUGGGUAUGUAAAGAAUGGUCCCUGGUGAGAAGAGUUUUGCAACUGAACUAUUGGAGACUUAUGAGGAAUAAAAUAAACACAUUCAGCUCAUGAAUUUAGAAGGCAAGACUUACAUAGAAAGAGUUGAGGCAGAGUCUAGAUAGGCUGUUGCUAGAAGACAUGGACAAGGUGAAACUCAUCAUCAUCAUCAUUGAUAUGAAUCAUAUUAAAUAAUCAAAGGAAAAUUAUAU
Messenger RNA from Paramecium octaurelia, 737 nucleotides. NCBI's taxonomy places the organism in Eukaryota, Ciliophora, Oligohymenophorea, Peniculida, Parameciidae. The record is from the annotation of a GenBank genome assembly.